Molecule: messenger RNA, 4154 nt
Organism: Prionailurus viverrinus (fishing cat)
Lineage: Eukaryota; Metazoa; Chordata; Mammalia; Carnivora; Felidae
Gene: NPLOC4
Product: NPL4 homolog, ubiquitin recognition factor
Exons: 17
Coding region: 16-1992 (658 amino acids)
Biological process (GO): ubiquitin-dependent protein catabolic process
Cellular component (GO): nucleus
Molecular function (GO): ubiquitin protein ligase binding; ubiquitin binding
Source: RefSeq, a predicted model, not a curated record
GAAUUAGGAAUUGGCAUGCCCUCCCCCCCAUCCCCCCCGCCGUGCCCCUUAAAGAAGUCAGUGGAAACGAGGAGGAAACAACAAAACAAAACCAAAUCGGAAAACAGAACAGUCCUACCUUUACUUGCAGCAAGUUCCCUCUCAGAAGUCAAUGUGGCUGGAAAAAAAUCAACAGACCAGAUAAUCCGUGUCCAGUCCCCUGACGGGGUGAAGCGGAUCACAGCCACGAAGAGAGAAACAGCCGCAGCGUUUCUGAAAAAGGUCGCAAAAGAGUUUGGCUUCCAGAAUAAUGGCUUCUCAGUUUACAUAAAUAGAAACAAGACUGGAGAGAUAACAGCAUCAUCUACCAAAUCCCUGAGUCUGCUCAAAAUCAAGCAUGGAGAUUUGCUGUUCCUGUUCCCCUCGGGCCUCGCCGGCCCCUCGUCGGAAAUGGAGACGUCGGUCCCGCCGGGGUCGAAGGCCUGCGGCGCUCCCACCGUGGCGGAAGACGAGAUCGACCAGUACCUCAGCAAGCAGGACGGGAAGAUUUACAGAAGCCGAGACCCACAGCUGUGCCGACACGGCCCCCUGGGGAAAUGUGUGCACUGUGUUCCGCUAGAGCCGUUCGACGAGGAUUACCUGAACCAUCUUGAGCCUCCUGUGAAGCACAUGUCCUUCCACGCCUACAUCCGAAAGCUGACCGGGGGGGCCGACAAGGGGAAAUUUGUUGCUCUGGAGAACAUCAGCUGCAAGAUUAAAUCAGGAUGUGAGGGGCACCUUCCGUGGCCCAACGGCAUCUGUACUAAGUGCCAGCCAAGUGCCAUCACACUGAACAGACAGAAAUACAGACACGUGGACAAUAUCAUGUUUGAGAAUCACACGGUUGCUGAUCGCUUCCUUGACUUCUGGAGGAAGACAGGGAACCAGCAUUUCGGGUAUUUGUACGGACGGUAUACAGAGCACAAAGACAUUCCUCUUGGCAUCAGGGCCGAAGUGGCCGCGAUUUACGAGCCUCCCCAGAUUGGCACGCAGAAUAGCCUGGAGCUUCUGGAAGACCCGAAAGCUGAGGUGGUGGAUGAGAUUGCCGCCAAGCUUGGCCUGAGGAAGGUUGGCUGGAUAUUUACAGACCUGGUCUCAGAAGACACCCGGAAGGGUACGGUGCGAUACAGUCGGAAUAAGGACACCUAUUUCCUGAGUUCGGAAGAAUGUAUCACGGCAGGAGACUUCCAAAAUAAGCAUCCCAACAUAUGUCGACUCUCUCCAGAUGGACAUUUUGGAUCCAAGUUCGUUACCGCGGUGGCUACAGGUGGUCCCGACAACCAGGUCCACUUUGAAGGGUACCAGGUGUCCAAUCAGUGCAUGGCGCUGGUCCGUGACGAGUGUCUGCUGCCGUGCAAAGACGCCCCUGAGCUCGGCUACGCCAAGGAGUCCAGCAGCGAGCAGUAUGUGCCUGACGUGUUUUAUAAGGACAUAGACAAGUUUGGCAAUGAGAUCACCCAGCUGGCCCGGCCCCUUCCCGUGGAGUAUCUGAUCAUAGACAUCACAACAACUUUCCCCAAGGAUCCAGUUUAUACUUUUUCUAUCUCGCAAAAUCCGUUUCCUAUUGAGAACCGGGACGUGUUGGGUGAGACACAGGACUUCCACAGUCUGGCCACCUACCUGUCCCAGAAUACUUCCUCCGUGUUCCUGGACACCAUCUCGGAUUUCCAUCUCCUGCUCUUUCUGGUCACCAACGAAGUCAUGCCUCUGCAGGACAGCAUCAGCUUGUUGCUGGAGGCUGUGAGGACCAGAAAUGAGGAGCUCGCGCAGACGUGGAAGAAGUCUGAACAGUGGGCCACCAUCGAGCAGCUCUGCAGCACGGUCGGAGUGCAGCUUCCAGGCCUCCAGGAGUAUGGAGCCGUGGGCGGCUCCACGCACGCUGCCACGGCCGCCAUGUGGGCCUGUCAGCACUGCACCUUCAUGAACCAGCCGGGCACCGGCCACUGCGAGAUGUGUAGCCUCCCUAGGACCUAGGGCCCCCGGCCCCUGCUGGCAGGACUCGGCCCACCGCAGCCUCUCUCUGCAGCCGGGAUCAUUGCAACCGUCGCCCCGCGGUGGGCAGCCCUGAAGGGUGGGGCAGGGGGGCUGCCCUGGGGUCUCUGACCCACGAAGCUUCUCAGCACCAGGCUUCCGUGGAGGGAGAGCCAGCCUGGCGCUCUGCGGGCCGGCAGCAGCCUCCUAGCGGAGCGGCAUGGUGGUCCCCCCCCCCCCCCCAGACGCCCCACGCCGGCCUCCGAGGUGGUGGAAGGCCCCGGGCGCCUCGGAAUCGUCACCUGGGGUUGGGAGGGACGCCGAGGCCUUACUGCCACCAUCCAGCUUUCUCUUCCCUUCCCUUUGGAUGCUUUUUGUUCUUGCCCCUCCCGUGGUUCCAGUUGGGAGUUUUUGGUGGCCGCCGUACCUGUCGCUCUGGGCAGACCCUGCCCGUGAGGCCUCUUCCUCCCCUGCCAGCAGCCGCCGUCUGGCGGAACGUGAGCAGGACCGGGCUCGCCAACCCACCGUUUGCUUGAUCUGCGGCUUAGUUUGCUGCCCACUCUUCUCGCUCUCACCAGACAUCCAGGUGGGGCUUUUUAAAGUCUGCGUUGGUUGUAAUAACAGUUAUCAGUAAUUUCUGCCCGGAAGACUUUUAUUUAUUUCUUUUUAAGGUAAAAACAACAUAAAAGGGGAGUGAGAGAGACUAGUUUCCACUUCCUGCCCUCCCAUACCGAGUCCCUGGGAGCGGGCACAGGGUGGGCACAGGGUGGGCGAGGGUGGACGGGAACCCACAGUCAGUUCUUGGAAGUAAACCUCAGUGCCUGAGACUCUUCUGCCAAGCCACACAGCCGCCACAGCUGCGGACUCAGUGGACCAGCAGGAGGGGCGGUGGCUCCGCCGAGGAUCGCCUCCCCCCACCCCACCCCGCCCCCUCCCCGAGGCCUCGGACCAGGCCUGCGUGGGGCAAGCUGGGUUGUCCAGGACCCGCUUUGCCCUGUACACCGUUCCCUCCCACCGCCCUGCCGGCCCCCAGCCGCCCGCGUGGUGUGUGGCCGCUGAGGCAGGCCUGCGUGAGAGAGCAGGGGCCCGCCUGUAGGGAGGGCCGCUGCCAGGGGUCGAGGUCAGACCUUGCACGUGUGCUCUGGGGUCCCCGGGGACUUGUGGGCGGCACCCUGAUGCCUCUUUGCCUUAAUGCCGGCCACGUCUCUUCGCUGCACGAUGCCCACGAGAGGCCGGCCCGGACGCAGACCGUGCUGAGGACUUCAUGUCUCUGCCCCGGGGGUGGGAGGCGGGCCUGUGUGACCCUCCCUUACCCGUAGCACUGGGGACAGAGAGCCCCGUUCUCUGCGUGUUGGCUGCUUUUGUGGCAAGGGCUGUGCCCGGAACCUCCGAGUCCGCCGGGCAUGGGGCACACGAGACUUGUCUGCUCUCCAGGCCAGGGGCCAGCUGGGGUGGGUCUGGCCUCAGAGCCAUCGGUUGGGGGUGGGGGGUGGCGGGAGAGGUGCGGAGCGGCCGGCCUGAACCACAGAGUCCCCGCCAGCGUGGCCCCGUGUCGUCUGGCCGCUGUGAUCCGACGCGAGGCUGCGGGGGACCCUGUGCUCGGCCUGUGUGUCUCCCGGGCCCGCCCCCGCCGGUUCUCCUGGUGUCGCCUUCACCCACCUGCUGCUCUCCGUCUCUCUUCAGCCAACAGUCUCCUCACUCUGAAGUUCUGGCAGAUGCAGAACUCGUUUCCUUCUGUCUCUGAGCUGAAGGAAAAGUGAUUUCUCUGCUUCUGGUUUCAAGUCACUCUUUGUUCAGUAACGCACUUUCCUUCAUCGUCCAAAUAGACUCAGCUCAGCAUGCGGGUGGCGGGGGCGCCCUGCCAGAGGCCUUGGCCGUGGGCAGUGCAGCCACCUCCUCUUGCCCGGGGGAGGGUCCCCCGGCCCCGCCUGCAUCCUCCCUGCCCUUGUGCGCACACACCCUCUCUCGUCACCAGGCGAGGGGUGACCGCGUGCUCCCCCGCCCAGGUGCACACGGCUGGCCGCCCCGGCCUCCUCUGACUGGUCCGCUCCUGGUGCUCACGCUCCAGCUCCGCUUGGGGCUUACAGGUGGGCGUCAGUUGGGUUUGCGUUAGCGUUACCUGGACUCCGGCCCUGCCGGGAAACCAAUAAAACGCCUGAAGCGAC